CCGGGCCGGCCGCAUGGCCCAGACCCCCGACGGCAUAUCCUGCGAGCUGCGAGGCGAGAUCACCAGGUUCCUGUGGCCCAAGGAGGCAGAGCUGCUGCUGAGAACCUGGCUGCCAGAGCGGGAGGGUGCUGAGCAAGGUCAUGUCCUGGCACUGCUCCGAUGGAGAGCCUACCUGCUCCACACCUGCCUUCCCCUGAGGGUGGACUGCACGUUCAGCUACCUGGAGGUCCAGGCCAUGGCGCUGCAGGAGACACCCCCUCAGGUCAUCUUUGAGCUGGAGUCCCUGCCUGAACUGGUCCUGGAAUUUCCUGGUGUGGCUGCCCUGGAACAGCUGGCCCAGCACAUCGCUGCUGCCAUCAGGAAGGUCUUCCCUUGCUCAACCCUUGGGAAGCUAUUCCGGAGGCCCACGCCCCCCUCCAUGCUGGCUCGGCUGGAGAGAAGCAGCCCUUCAGAGGCCACCUCGCCCAGCAGCCCCUGUGGUGGCUUUUCGGAGACAUAUGAAGCUCUGUGUGACUACAAUGGCUUCCCUUUCCGAGAGGAGAUUCAGUGGGAUGUGGACACCAUCUACCAUCGUCAGGGCUGCCGCCAUUUCAGCCUAGGCGACUUCAGCCAUCUGGGAAGUCGGGACCUGGCCUUGAGUGUGGCCGCCCUGUCUUACAACCUGUGGUUCCGGUGCCUCUCCUGCGUGGACAUGAAGCUGAGCCUUGAGGUCUUGGAACAGAUUCUGCACAUGAUGAGUCAGUCAUCCCACCUGGAGGAGCUGGUGCUGGAGACCUGUGGCCUGAGGGGAGACUUUGUCCGGCGACUGGCCCAGGCCCUGGCAGGGCACACGAGUUCCGGGUUGCGGGAGCUCAGCCUGGCGGGGAACGUGCUGGAUGACCGAGGCGUGGCUGCACUCAGCAGACACCUAGAGCAUCAUCCUGGAGCCCUAAGGAGACUCACCCUCGCGCAGACUGGGUUGACGCCGCGAGGUAGGCGGGCUGAGGAUGGCUGGGGGAGGUGGAGCUGGGAGGUGGGGCAGCCUGAUUGUGAGCCCCCUCCUCCACCACCAGGAAUGAGGGCUCUGGGCCGGGCGCUGGCUUCCAAUGCAGCCUUUGACUCUGCCCUAACCCACUUGGACCUUUCCGGGAAUCCCGGGGCACUGGGGGCCUCGGAGGACAAUGGGGGCCUCUAUAGUUUCCUGAGCCGUCCUAAUGUUCUGACGUUCCUGAAUCUCGCAGGCACUGACACCGCCCUGGACACUCUCUUCGCCUCGCUGUCCCGCGGCUGCUGCGCCAGCCUCACCCACCUCGACGCUUCGAGGAACGUGUUCUCCCGCACGAAGUCCAGGGCUGCGCCUGACGCGCUGCAGCUCUUCCUCAGCCGCGCCGCGACGCUUCGGCACCUGUGCCUGGCGGGCUGCAAGCUGCCGCCGGACGCGCUCAGGGCGCUUUUGGAAGGCCUUGCGCUCAACACGCACAUGGACGACCUGCACCUGGACCUCAGCGCUUGUGAGCUGCGCUCCGCCGGCGCUCAGGUGAUUCAAGACUUAGUGUGCGACGCUGGCGCAGUGAGCUCCCUGGAUCUGGCGGAUAAUGGCUUCGGCUCAGACAUGGUGACUCUGGUGCUGGCCAUCGGGAGGAGUCGGUCCCUGCGACACGUGGCGCUUGGAAGGAACUUCAACGUCCGGUGCAAGGAGACCCUGGACGACGUCCUGCACCGGAUUGUUCAGCUCAUGCAGGAUGACGACUGUCCCCUGCAGUCCCUGUCCGUGGCUGAGUCGCGACUGAAACUGGGCGCCAGCGUCCUGCUCCGGGCCCUGGGCGCCAAUCCUAACCUGACAGCCCUGGAUAUCAGCGGCAACGCCAUGGGGGACACCGGCGCCAAGAUGCUGGCCAAGGCGCUUCGGGUCAACACGAGGCUCCGGUCUGUGGUCUGGGACCGGAACCACACGUCUGCUGUGGGCCUGCUGGACGUGGCACAGGCCCUGGAGCAGAACCGCAGCCUGAAGGCCAUGCCUCUGCCACUGAACGAUGUGGCCCAGGCGCAGCGCAGCCGCCCUGAACUGACAGCACGUGCCGUGUACCAGAUCCAAGCCUGUCUCCUGCGGAACAACCGCGCAGACCAUGCUUCUACUGACUGCACCUCCCGCUCGAAGCCACUAGGUCUGGGGCCAGACCCCUCCGAACAGGAAGUGAAUGAACUGUGUCAGUCGGUGCAGGAGCACGUGGAGUUGCUGGGCUGUGGGGCUGGGCCCCAGGGUGAAGCUGCUGUGCACCAGGCCGAGGAGGCCAUCCAAAAUGCCAACUUCUCUCUCAGUAUUCUCCCCAUUCUACAUGAGGCUGGGAGCUCCCCAAGCCACCAAUGGCAGCUGCGGCAGAAGCUGGAGGGCCUCCUGGGACAGGUGGGCGAGGUCUGCCGCCGGGACAUUCAGGACUUCACUCAGACCACACUGGACACCACAAGGAGCCUCUGCCCACAGAUGCUGCAGGGACCCAGGUGGAGGGAGCAGCUAGAGGGGGUCCUGGGAGGCUCAAGGGGUCUCCCAGAGCUGCUCCCAGAGUACCUGCUGCAAGAUGCCUUCACGAGGCUCAGGGACAUGCGCCUGUCAGUCACAGGGACCUUGGCAGAGAGCAUUGUGGCUCAGGCUGUGGCGGGUCUGAGUGCAGCCCGGGAUCGGCUGGUGGAGAGUCUGGCUCAACAGGCAACAGAGGCAAUGCCCCCUGUCAUACGGGCACUAGAUGGAGGCGAGCCCAGCCCCCCUGGGCCUGGGGAAUUGGAAGGUCUUUUCUUCCCUGAGGAGAAGGAAAAGGAGAAUGAAGAGGAGCAGAAGGAUGACAGUCCUCCACAGAAGUGGCCUGAAUCCAACCGCUGUCUUCACCUGGUCCCCUCCACUCACAGUGCUGCUGAGGAACCAGAGCCGGAGCCCGAGCUGGCGGCUCCGGGGGAAGAUGCAGAGCCGCAGGCGGGGCCAUCCGCUCGUGGCUCUCCGAGCCCCGCCGCCCCUGGGCCCCCGGCCGGCCCGUUGCCUCGCAUGGACCUGCCACCCGCCGGGCAGCCCCUGCGCCAUCCGACCCGGGCCCGGCCGCGGCCACGGCGCCAGCACCACCACCGCCCGCCGCCGGGGGGCCCCCAGGUGCCCCCGGCCCUGCCGCAGGAAGGGAAUGGGCUCAGUGCCCGUGUGGACGAGGGCGUGGAGGAAUUCUUCUCCAAAAGGCUGAUCCAUCAGGAUCGCCUCUGGACCCCCGAGGAGGACCCGGCAGCCGAGGGGGGUACCACCCCUGUCCCCCGUACACUUCGAAAGAAGCUGGGCACUCUCUUUGCCUUCAAGAAGCCUCGUUCAACACGUGGGUCACGGCCUGAUCUAGAGACCAGCCCUGGGGCAGCUCCCCGCUCUCGAAAAACCACACUUGGGGACUUGCUUCGGCCACCAGCCCGUCCUGGCCGUGGUGAGGAGGCUGGUGGGGCUGAGGGGGGCACCAGCAGCCCCGACCCCACCCGCAGGAGUCGGCCUCGAUACACUCGGGAAAGCAAGGCCUACUCCAUGAUACUGCUACCUGCUGAGGAGGAGGAGACAACACUGGGUGCCAGACCUGACAAGCAGCAGCCCCUGGAGCGGGGAGACACAGAGCUGGCCCCAACCUUCGAACAGCGAGUACAAGUGAUGCUGCAGAGGAUCGGCGUGAGCAGAGGCAGCGGGAGUGCCGAAGGCAAGAGGAAGCAAAGCAAAGAUGGAGAGAUCAAGAAGGCUGGCUCAGAUGGUGACAUUAUGGACAGUUCCACAGAGGCCCCUCCCAUCUCGAUCAAGUCCCGCACCCACUCUGUGUCUGCUGACCCUUCAUGCAGACCUGGUCCAGGGGGCCAGGGGCCCGAGUCUGCCACCUGGAAGACACUAGGGCAGCAGCUGAAUGCAGAGCUCAGGGGCCGUGGUUGGGGUCAACAGGAUGGUCCAGGCCCCCCCUCCCCUUGUCCCAGCCCAAGCCCCCGAAGAGCCAGCCCCUCCCCAGACAGCCUGGGCCUCCCAGAGGAUUCCUGCUUAGGCUCCAGGAAUGAAGAUGGCCAGCUGAGGCCGAGGCCUCUCUUGGCGGGGCGACGAGCAGUGUCUGUGCAUGAGGACCAGCUCCAGGCCCCUGUUGGUGAGGGGAGACACCUCCAUGUGUGCUUGAGUGCAGGAGGAGAUGGGGGAGGGUGGGCUCCCUUCGAGGCUCUGGUCCUCGGAGGGGGCCACCAGUGGCAUGAGGGGUUGAGAAAUCAGGGAGCCAGAGGCCAGGAGCAAGGGUCUGCGAAGCCCUUCCUACUAGCCCUGGCUCUACCUCCACAAGAGCAACCUCUGCCAGGGGUGGGAGGAUGCCGGGGAAGGGGGAGGCUCUGAAGGCAAGUGUGUGUGGGGGUCGAGGACAGGCAGCAAGCCCUUAGCAACCCUCCCCAAGUCUUUCUGUAUCCCUCAGAACGGCCCCUGCGGCUGCAGCGCUCCCCUGUCCUCAAGCGCAGGCCAAAGCUUGAGACACCUCCAUCUCCAAGCAUAGGUAAAGGGGGCUGGAGCCAGUUGGGUGGGCGGCGGGACUGCU
This is a messenger RNA of Balaenoptera musculus (blue whale), 4547 nucleotides long. It is a transcript of the gene CARMIL2, whose product is annotated as capping protein regulator and myosin 1 linker 2. The record is from RefSeq and is a predicted model, not a curated record. NCBI's taxonomy places the organism in Eukaryota, Metazoa, Chordata, Mammalia, Artiodactyla, Balaenopteridae. The transcript has 36 exons. Gene Ontology annotation, biological process: regulation of Arp2/3 complex-mediated actin nucleation; cell migration. Bases 14 to 4351 code for a protein of 1445 amino acids. Gene Ontology annotation, cellular component: lamellipodium; plasma membrane. Gene Ontology annotation, molecular function: protein binding.